This is a messenger RNA of Paramecium octaurelia, 1690 nucleotides long. The record is from the annotation of a GenBank genome assembly. NCBI's taxonomy places the organism in Eukaryota, Ciliophora, Oligohymenophorea, Peniculida, Parameciidae.
AUGCUUCCAAUCGAUCUUGCCAAACUAGCCGCCUUGCAAUCUAAGGUAUAUCACUCAAUCAUUGUUUUCAUUAAAAGAGCUCUUACUAUAUAAAAAACACUUAAAUAUUAUAUAUUUUAUUUUAGAGAUUAGAAUCGGAUUUCAAGGUGCUAGGGAGGAUAGGAAAGGGCGGAUUCUCUAAAGUGUACAAAGUAAGCAACCUUCUUGAUAAAAAUACUUAUGCUUUGAAAGAAGUAUUGAAAAAUAUAUAUUAUAUAGAUUGAACUCAAAGGAAAGGACUUGAAGGAGAGUCAAGAGAAGAAUAUCGAAAGAGCUUAAAGAGGUAUAAAGUUUUAAUUAAUAAGUUCCUUUUAAGAAGUUAAAUACUUAGCCCGACUAUCACAUCCCAAAAUUAUAAGAUACUUCAAUUCUUGGGUUGAAGUAAUGCCAAAUAAGGUGGAUUCUAUAAAGACGAGGAAACAAGAGCCAGAGACGAACGACUUUUUGUUCGAUAGGAAUAAUAUUAAUUUUAGUGACUCAUAAUAAAAUUCAAGGAAUGAUCUGGAGAAUAUAAUUUUUUUUAAAGAUUCUUAAAAUGAUCAGAUUAGUUAUUCUGAAUAAGAAGAUGAAAUUCAACAAAAAUGCAGAGGAAACAGAAAAAAGCAUAACCCUGUUAAUCAAAAUAAAAAAUCAAUUAGCUAAGAUGAAAAAAAGAUAGAAUUUGAUAGAAUCAUCUUUUACAUUUAGACUGAGUUUUGUCAACAAACAUUAGAGAAUUAUUUAUAAUAAAGAAAUGCACAGUUGUUGAAACUAAGAAAAAGUAAGGAUGAUGACUAUUAAAAUAUUCAGUAAAAGUAUGUAAAAGAAGCCAAAAUGAUUUUGGAUCAAAUAAUUAAAGGAUUGGAUUAUUUGCAUAAUGAAUGUAAGUUGGUACACAGAGAUUUGAAACCUGGAAACAUUUUCAUGAAUAAUCCAGAUGAUGUGAAGAUAGGAGAUUUUGGUUUAGUUGCAAAGCUUAAAUAAUUUUACGACUAUGAGGAUCAAGAUGAUGAUGAAGAUAUCUGUACAAGAAUGUAUGCAGCACCUGAACAGAUUAAUUAAAAAAUAAACAAAAGCUUUUCUGAUUAAAAAAGUGACAUCUAUGCGUUAGGUUUGAUAAUUUUACUAUUAUUUCAUCCUACAUCUACCUCAAUGGAGGCGAUUAAAGUGAUGAAUGAAGCCAAAAAGGGCAUACUUCCACAGAUUUUAAAAGAUAAACAUUCUAAAAUAUCAGAAAUUAUUUUAGAAUGUAUAAACAACGAUCCAAAAUAGAGACCUAUUGUUAAUGAAAUUGCAAUUUUGGAUUCGCAAAAUUCAUUGUCAUCUUCCAAGAAAAGUAGUAAUGAAUUUAAUAGUGAUUCCACUGACCUUUAUAUCAAAAAUAUCGGAAAUUGCUACGUCAAAUUUGAAGAUGAGGCAAUCUAAGAGAAGUAAAACAUUAUAAUAUCUUAGAUAUUUGCAGUUUAACAAUAGAUAAAUUUAAAUUUUUAAAAAUUAAAAUUGUCUUAAAGCUCAAAUGAUAUAUAACAUCAAUGAAUGUAAUAUAUCUUACAAUUAGAGCGAAAUCUUAGUGGAACAUAAUUAAUUAGAAAACUUUUCAUUCAAAACUACACAUAAUUAGUUAUAGGACAUUUAUGAUCAAUUAUGUGAACUCACCUAGGCAAUAUAUUGA